Molecule: messenger RNA, 3180 nt
Organism: Acanthaster planci (crown-of-thorns starfish)
Lineage: Eukaryota; Metazoa; Echinodermata; Asteroidea; Valvatida; Acanthasteridae
Product: aspartate dehydrogenase domain-containing protein-like
Biological process (GO): NAD+ biosynthetic process
Molecular function (GO): L-aspartate dehydrogenase [NAD(P)+] activity; NADP binding
Source: RefSeq, a predicted model, not a curated record
CGCGCACUGCGCAAGCCUAGAAGUGAGCCGGCCGCAACCGGACGCGCUUUUUUUAACGUACCACAAGUUGCUUGAUUCAUUGUGUUUACCAUAUGUACAUGUACAGUACGUGUACAGAAUACAUGUACACAAAUCAUGCAUAUACAGCACAUCGAGGUGCCGAUUCUGUAUCUCUUGACCUCUGAACCGCAUGCGUCAUGUAGGACAUUUGUACACAACUCUAUGCAUAUUUAGGCCGUGUCCGCAACGGCCUUGCAGAGCUACGGCUAGGUCUGUUGUCUGCGCGUCUCCACCAUUUCCAAUGUUGGAGCGAAGACCUAGCUCUCAACAAGAUAGCUGAUGCAUGGUACGGAAAAAAAUCACUCAACCGCACCAAACACCGAACGCGUACGGUCCGUAUACGACGGACUGCAUGCUACUCAGGAAGCAAUGCAACGAGCGAGGGAGGUGAUGACUAGACUAAUACUAGUACUAGUACUAGUGCUAUGAACAUGGCCACGGCAUCUAACAUGUCUAAACGGCAAGUCGGAAUUGUUGGAUUUGGUCAUCUAGGUAAAUCUAUUCUUUAGCACUUUCUUGGAUGAGAUGUUGGGCUGAAAUUGAGAAAAAUGCAGUUGAUCAACUCUUUUAGCACCCUAAUUACUGCUGUCGUGUGACACGGAUGAUCAUCAUCAUGAUGAUCUAUGCUUACUUCGAGAACUCAAGUCACUACUUUGUCAUACUCUGGGACUUCUGCUCAAGGGCAGUAUCUUUACCAGGCAAUUAAAGACAGUGCAGAUCAAGAGGUUGCUUUUGUUUGGAACAGAACAUCGUUGACCACGCAUGAAACGGUGGAAGGACAUCAUAUACUAGAAGACCUGUCCUUGUUUGCUGACCGGAAGCCAGAUUUAAUUGUAGAAGUCGCCCAUCCUAUCAUAUCAAGCCAGUAUGGAGAAGCAUUUCUGGCUGUUGCAGAUUACAUGGUUGGGUCACCCACAGCUUUGGCCAAUCAGGAAGUAGAAGACAAGCUCCGAAAAGCUGCAAAGCAUCAUGGGCUGUACAUUCCAAGUGGGGCCUUGUGGGGUAGCAGCGACAUUCAAAAGAUGGCUGAUAGGGGCACAUUACAGGCAUUGACUGUUACAAUGAAGAAACACCCCAACAGCUUCAAGUUGAACAGUCCUUUGAAAGACAAGAACGAUGCAGUCACAGAUUGUGAAACAGUGCUGUAUGAAGGUCCAGUGCGUUCCUUGUGCCCUCUGGCUCCCAACAAUGUCAACACUAUGGCAGCCGCAGCCAUGGCUGCACACAAUCUUGGCUUUGAUAAGGUGCAAGGGCGACUUCUGGCAGAUCCUAGCUUGACAGACUGGCAUGUUGUUGAAGUGGAUGUCACAGGACCAGGUGAUGUUGCAGCGGGCAGUGCAUUCACAGUCUCAACAGUUCGCAAAAACCCUGCCAAGGUCGGCAAAGUCACCGGCAGUGCAACGUAUGCCUCCUUCCUAAGCAGUGUGUCACGAGCCCAUGGACGGGGUGCUGGAGUGCACCUAUGCUGACACUGGUGUUUGCCUAAGAGUUUUCAUUGCUGAGCCAAGACUCGGCAGAGAAUUGUCUCUGUCCGGACUGUUUGCCAGUUGCUGCACACACCUGCUUGCAAGAGUUCGCCACCGCUGGCCUGCCAAGAAGUUUUGAUUCUUGAGCCUGGACUGUCCUCAGAAGGCUGCCAAGCUAUCGUCAGGGCAAGCUCCAAAAAUGAACAUCUGUGACUUUGCAGAAUCUGUCUACAGUACCCUGUCCUCAGCAACCACUGGCUGACGAGCUUUAUAAGCUGAAUUACAUCACAUGACAAAAUAUCUUUGUUAUGCAAAAUUUGAAAGAGUAUGCUGAGUACACCUGCCCAAUUGGCACCCUGCAUUCCAUGAACUGUAUCUUGUCAUCUUUUUUUUUUUAAUUUGCUAAUCCAGCACUCAGAUAUUUUCUCAAAGCUUCAUGUUUUUAACCGCAGUAUUUUUUCUGACAACAUUGUCAUUUCAUUUCAAGUUUAAUUGACAUUGUCAAAACUAAGUUUCUUUUGCUGUAUAAAUGUUUCUUGACCAUUGAGAAAGAGCCUGAUUGGAUCAAACUUCCCACUCCGUGCACUGAUGCUACUAUUUUCUCCCUCAAGCUGCCAUCAGGUUUGGGUUUUGCCCAAUGACAAAAUGAAGCUAUUGCUGUGUCAGUUAAAUCACAGAAUAAAAUAUACUGAGCCUUUGAUAGAACCAAACACUGCCAAAGAAAAAUUCUGGCCACAAAUGGCCUCAGAUAGUUUUCAUGCCUUGCUCAAUUUCAGUUACAGCGGGGUUACCUCAGCUUGUCUUUACCAAAGUGCUGUGUACGUCUUCUUUUGACAUAGACCACCAAACAUCACAAAGUCCCAACCUAUGAGAAUGAGACUAUCAGAGAUUGGCUUCUGUGAUGGUUAUCAACCAGUGGAAAGAUAUCAGCAAAAAUCCCAUUUUAUAGGUCAUUCCUUAAUAAUGUUCUUGCUCUUGUAACAAAAGCUAGCAAAAUUGAUAAGCAUUUUUAUCAUAAAAGAGGAAAAUGAAAGGGUGCCAAAGGUAAUAUACACUGUAACAGAAGCUGUGCCACCAGAAUGCAGUUUUGUUAAGUGUAUACUUAGCCACAAAGGUUACAGUAUCUAGCAAACAGUAAAAGCAGAGUCUCCAUUCAGACGAAAUUUCUGUACAUGUAUUACACCUUAUGAAUUAAUGAAAACUUAUCUUCUAUGUUCUCCCUCGGACACAGGAAACGAUCCAUAGUGGUACAACAGUAAACUGACGAUCCACUCUCUGAAUGCUUAACACGAGUAUAAACAUACUUUGCAGGGGCGAGAUUCUCAGGUUUUUAGCUGAUUUCAGCUGUUGUGGAUUUUAGCUUUUUUCCCUCACUGGCUGUGUACAAAAGUAUAGGAGAUAUUCACAGUUCAAUUUCCUUAUGCCUUUUUCAGUUGUUUUCAGCACCCCUGACUUCGAAAGGUAUGGGCCUAACAUCCACUGUUACAUCAGAUGAGUGUUGUCUUUGUUUUUCCUCUUGCAGUUGAACCUCAUUCAUAAGAGGUCCUGUGGACUUUGCAGAUUGUGAUGUUAUAACAGUAUCCUCGUAUUAUCAGGAAUGAAAAAUAAAGGAUUGAGAUCUGAGAAUUUCCUUGCUAUAAUUAGCAGGAUGUUG